Molecule: messenger RNA, 3769 nt
Organism: Xiphias gladius (swordfish)
Lineage: Eukaryota; Metazoa; Chordata; Actinopteri; Istiophoriformes; Xiphiidae
Gene: col6a1
Product: collagen, type VI, alpha 1
Exons: 35
Coding region: 211-3225 (1004 amino acids)
Source: RefSeq, a predicted model, not a curated record
UCCUCCUCCUCCCUCGCCGUGCGCUCUGGUCCUCCUCUGCGCGCUCUGGGUCUCGCCUCGGACAAACCGCGUCGGAAGGCUGGAUCACCAAAAGUCCGCCGAUUCGGUUUAGAGGUACCGGGACUGGGGGCCGGAUAGGUUCGGUGUUUGUUUGUCUGGGGAGUGGGGUUUUGAAUUUUUGAGUUUUUAGGGUUUUUUUGCUACUCAAUCAUGGAGGCUCUCAGGGGUCUCUUGCUGUGCGUUUUCCUGGCUGGAGCGCAACCGCAGGUCCAAAGACAAAGAUUUGCGGAGUGUCCGGUUGAUCUUUUCUUCGUAUUGGAUACAUCUGAAAGUGUUGCCCUCAGGCAGAGACCUCCAGACUUUUAUAUUGACCAGAUCAAAAAAUUCACCAGGAACUUCAUAGAUGAACUCAAGGACAUGCGCCACCAAUGUGACCGCAUCCUGACGUGGAACGCAGGAGCACUGCACUACAGUGACGAAAUCAAAAUUGUGCGAGAGCUCAGUGACCUGGCAACUGAUCGACAGGCCCUGAAAAAUGAUAUUGAUACCAUCAAAUACAUCGCCAAGGGCACAUACACUGACUGUGCCAUCAAAAGGGGCAUUGCUGAGCUGCUCAUUGGGGGUUCCCACUACCAUGAGAACAAGUACAUCGUGGUAGUGACUGAUGGCCAUCCUGUUACUGGUUACAAAGAGCCAUGUGGAGGAGUGCAGGAGGCUGCUAAUGAAGCCAGGCAACAUGGAGUCAAAGUGUUCGCUGUCGCCAUCACACCUGAUCAGGAGGACACCAGGCUGUCAGUCAUUGCCACAGACAAGACCUACAGACAGAACUUCACCGCUGCAGAUGGCAGCUUCUCCAACCAAAUCUCGACCAUUCGGACCAUCGUCGAUAUUAUUACAAACGAGACAAAGGAUGUGUGUUGCUCUUUUGACUGCAAUGCUCCAGGAGGGCCCAAAGGUCCAGACGGAGGGACUGGCGCAAAGGGAGAAAUAGGUAGACCAGGAAUGCCAGGAGAGAAGGGAGAUGUUGGUGUCAUGGGUAAUCCUGGCGAUCCUGGUCCAGUUGGUUACAGUGGAAUGAAGGGAGACCGCGGUGGCAGAGGAGAUAAGGGUGAAAGAGGACACAAAGGCUACAAGGGAGACAAAGGUGAAAGGGGAAAUGAUGGAAUUGAUGGACGCAAGGGUGAAGUUGGUUUCGCUGGUCUUCCUGGCUGUAAAGGAUCUCCCGGAUCAGACGGCGCACAGGGAGAGUCUGGACCAAAGGGAGACCCUGGUCCUUAUGGAAAGAAAGGAGAAAAAGGAGAUCAUGGAAGAGACGGUGACCCAGGAAGGCCUGGAAACUAUGGACCGCUGGGACCUCAGGGUGAUCGGGGCCCUCCUGGCGCUAAUGGGGACAAAGGAGAGCGCGGUGAUGAUGGUCAACCUGGACCGGAUGGACUACCUGGCGAAGGAGGACAAAUUGGAGAGAAGGGUGAGCAAGGUUCCCGUGGAAACAGAGGUCCAAGAGGAGAGCCGGGGGAGCCAGGACCCCGUGGAGAGCAGGGGAGGGAGGGCUCAGCUGGUCCCAACGGUGACCCUGGUGAGCCUGGCAGACCCGGGUCUCCUGGCUACAGAGGAGAUGAAGGCCCACCUGGACCAGAGGGACCCAAGGGACAGAGAGGAAUCAAAGGAGCUCCAGGAGACAGAGGCCAGAUUGGGGAGAGGGGAGAAGAUGGUGUCCCAGGAAAUGGCACUGAAGGGUGUUCUGGUUUCCAGGGUUAUCCUGGGCCCCGCGGAGACCCUGGUGAGCCGGGUGGCAAGGGAACCCCUGGACCCAAAGGAGAUGACGGAGAGCCUGGAGACCCUGGCCUUGAUAACAACGAACCAGGGCCUCAAGGAGCUAAAGGGGCCAAAGGUCACAGAGGACCUGAGGGUAGAUCGGGACCUCCUGGGCCUCCUGGACCACCGGGAACUGAUGAAUGUGAAAUUCUGGAUAUCAUCAUGAAGCUCUGCUCCUGCUGUGAGUGUAAGUGUGCACCUAUGGACCUGGCGUUCAUUGUGGACAGCUCAGAGAGUAUCGGUGCCACAAACUUUGCUCUUGCCAAAGACUUUAUCAUCACGGUCAUUGACAGACUGGUCAAAGACCAGCAAGUCAAGUUUGCACAUAAUGAGUCCAUGCUGAGUGUGGUCCAAUACAGUGGAUCACAAGCCCAAGAAGUUGUCAAACUGGGCACUAGCCUCACCGAAUUUAAACAGAGAGUGAAAGACAUGCGCUGGCUGGCCGAGGCCACAUACACAGGCGAGGCCCUUGGUUUUGCCCUGAACAACAUAAUCAACCUUAAUAGGCACGAGAACAAAAUCGUUCUCGUUCUCACCGAUGGCCGCUCCGAUAUUUCAAGGGAUCCGGUUCCCCUCAACGUACUCUGUAGGAACAACAUCCGGGUGGGUGGUUUAGGAGUGAUAGACUACUCAGGCCGUGAGCCCAACCAGGAGCAGAUUGAUGAUUUGGGGUGUAGAGGUGACCCCAAACCAGGCUUUACUCGCAUUGUAAAUAACUAUGCUGAGCUGCUAGAUGACUCUUUCCUGCAGAACCUCACAUCCACAAUCUGUCAAGAAAAGAGAUGUCCAGACUACAAAUGUCCAAUCACUUUCACUGAAGGUGCUGAUAUUUUGAUAAUGAUGGACAGCUCAGCCAGUGUGGGCCAGAAGAACUUCGAGAUCAGCAAAACCUUUGUCGAACAUUUGGCCGAGCGUUUCCUGAAGGCAGAGAAGGCGAGGGGUGCUACUGUGAGAGUGGGUGUGGGCCAGUAUAGCCGAAAUGCCAACAUUGAGCAGGUGCUGACCACCAAUCUUACCCUGCUGUCUCAUCACAUUCAAGAGGUCUCCUUCCUAAAUGAUGGCACCAACGUGUUAGAGGCCAUGGAAUUUGCUAUUAGGAUUUUACGUGGCCGUGGAGACGCAUCAGGAGGCAUCAAGAAGCUGGUGCUGUUCUCUGAUGGCAGAUCUCAGGCCGUCACCAAGGCCGGGUUGGAGAAGCAUGUUGUCGAGGUAGCAGACGCCGCGGUGGAGCUCUAUGUCAUCGCUGUUGGCAGCCAGGUCAAUGAGGCCAACCUACGCACAUUGGUGAGCAGGGGGCGGCCGGAUGACAUCACCUAUGCCCAGCGCCACCUCUUCCGUGUCCCAGACUACCCCUCUCUGCUCCGUGGGGUCCUCUCCCAGACCGUCUCACGCAGGGUGUCCAUGCGCUAAAUACAGGGCCCCAAACAACAGGACCAACACGCUUUAGAUUUUUAGUUCCAUUAUCAAUAUUCAGUCUCAGUCCUUUGCCAUACACUGUGUUCAAUAAAGAGUAAUGUCACAAAACGACAAAUGAUUGUGCAGCAGAAAAAUGGAAAUUUCUUCUUGAUAUGUCCAUGAGAAUAUGUCCUUUUUUACCCUGAGUUAAGCCUCCAAGGAAGACUAUCUCAGGCUGUGUACAAAAUCCACCUUCUAUGCUUGGACCAUUAGCCCAUAACCCAGGUGAUGGUACCAUUUCAGAAGGGGUCACUUCAGUCCCAGAGAGCCAUCAGAAAUGGCCGUAUCUAAACUUAUUUCUAGCUUUCACCAGCAUUGGUCCGAUUUCUACUCAGGUAUUCUGCAUCCCUGUAUCACUAUCCGCUUUGAUUUACUAUUUAGAAGGCUACACUCUUGUUUCUCUAGGACUAGAGCUCCUGCCAUUUGAAGGAUUGUGUUUAGGGUCUAAUGUGGAGUUUUUUUCUUAGCUCUUACCAUUAUUACACUUAAUACAAGUGCU